Messenger RNA from Durusdinium trenchii, 2226 nucleotides. The record is from the annotation of a GenBank genome assembly. NCBI's taxonomy places the organism in Eukaryota, Dinophyceae, Suessiales, Symbiodiniaceae.
AUGGCACCGGUGCCAGAGGAUCUUGUGUCGAAAUUGGGGUCCAAGAACAACAAAGAGAUUGAUGAGUGGACCAACCAAGUUGAAGAGGUUACCUCCCAAAUCCGUGGCAUCAUCGAUGGGACGAUCACAGACUUUGAGGCCUUUGAUCAGCAGCUUGCCCUCAAGGAGCGUGCCAAGCAGAUACGGCAGGAGGAGUUGCUUCAACGAAAGCAACGGCUGCUGUUAUAUGGCAACGAAGGAAAGGGCGAAGGCACCAAAUACAAGUGGUGGUGCAAGAGAUGCUUCGUGGAGUAUACCAUUGAUUUGCCGGAAGGCCAAUGCACCAGGUGCCGCCAGGCGGAUCAGCUAAUGUCUCAAGAAGCACGGCGUCAGGAGCUGAUGGGGAAGCUGGAGGUCUUCAAAGAAGAGAAAGCAAAGCACAAAUGGCGGAAAGACAAGUGGAACCGAUGGAAGAAGUCCCAAGCACUUCUGGGGAAAAGCCGAUUUAUAAACUACAAGGCCUGGGAGUACUGGGAGCCUGAUACAGAUUCCGAAGAAGAGGGCGAUCCCAUUGUGCCCAGGGACAAUCCCGAAUUCCUCGCGAUGGAGGCUGACUUGAAGGAGAGAAAAAGGAAGCAAUCUGAAAAAGCAAUCACGGCGGAAAAAUGCCGUCAAAGGGGAAAUCAGUGCAUGAGCGAGGGAGACUAUGUUGGUGCAAUCGAAAACUAUGAUGAAGGUUUGGAGUACCGUCGAGAUUGUAAAGCUCUGUGGACCAACAAAGCUUUGGCUGAGCUCAAAGUGUUUAGAUGGCAUGAUGCGGUGGCUUCUUGCAACAAAGUCAUUGAAUAUGCCGAGAUUUUCGAGGAAGGCUUUGCCAAGAGUGCUGAUGCAUGUUUCAAAGCUUUCACUCGAAGAGCUACAGCUUUGCGGGGCUUGCACCGGUGGGAGGAUGCUGUGAACGACUUAGAAGAUGCACUUAGCAUCUACCCCAAGAGCAAAGAAGCCUUGGAUCUCUUGGAGAAGACCAGACAAGCCUGCUUGGAGGCCAAGAAGGCCCAGAGAUCUCAGGAGUCACCGGAGCCACCAAGGCCCGAGGAAACUGGGACGGUGCGCGUGGAGAUUGAAGAAAGCUUUGAAGAUAGAGCAAAGAAGGCUGCAGACAAGCUUGAGCUUGGUGUCGAAGCGAUGGAGGAGGUCAUGAAGGGAUUGACCAUGGAGAGCCCCAUGGAGAUCUCGCCCCUGGUACCUCAGAUCGUGGAGGUGCUCCGGCCCCAUCUUCGACCCAUGGAUCUUCGUCUUUGUGGAAAAACUGCUGGGGCCCUUUGCAAUUUGCUACGCUUGAAGCCAGAGGAGGCGCUGGUGCUGGAUUGGCGUUUCGUUUUGCCCGCUGGCGCCGUGCUGGUGCUGGUGCAGGCGGUGCAAAUGACUUCCGGACUUGGUCCUGCAACUCCGCAGCUCUUGGGCGCUUUGGUUAACCUGGCAGUUGCAAGACCCACGGCUCUGGUUGAGAUGCAGCAUUUGGGCACCCUCCAAGUGGUAAUUCCUUUGAUCGAUCCUGAAGCCUAUGGCUCAAACAGUGCCGACAAGGUGAUCUCUACCCGCGCAUGUUUGGUGUCGAGUCGACUGCUUGGAGCUUUUCCAGAUGGUCUCAGCCUGGAUCAAGAAGCAGAACUACUUUUUCGCCUGUCCCAGAUUCUGACCAAGGUCAGUAUCCCUGAGAUCCAGGCCGAUGUUGCACAGUUCAGCUCUGUUGAGAAGACUCCAACAUUAGAGGCCAUGGACCCACCGCUUCGGGUGCUGGUCACCCUGCUGACGAAGGCUCCAGGUGCCCUGGACAGGUUCGUCUCAGGAACGAGCUUGAAGACUGGAGAUUGCUCGAUCUCAUUCUCUGGACUCAUGGGGAAGGUGUUUGAGUUCAUUCGUGUGCUGCAGCCUGCGAGCCAUGUUGCUCUGGAUGAGGAAUCCUCAACGCCUUCCAGGCUGCGUGGAAAUUUGGCACUUCUAGUGAGCUUGCUGAGUGAUCGACAAGCUUCGGAGAACGCGGACUUGGAUCUUUCCAUGGUGGUCCCUGUGCUGGUGGAGAUGCUUCGCAAGGAACGAGGAUCUGCUCAGCACAACCUGGGCGUUUCCGUGACCAAAUUGGCACAGAAUCCGCGCUACCGGGACCAAGUCCGUGAGUUGAACGGCCUUGAAUCCCUUCAUCAGAUUCAGUUCCGUGGCGCAAGAGACUGUACAAGUAUCCCCUAA